Molecule: messenger RNA, 1295 nt
Organism: Diospyros lotus (date-plum)
Lineage: Eukaryota; Viridiplantae; Streptophyta; Magnoliopsida; Ericales; Ebenaceae
Exons: 1
Coding region: 3-1097 (364 amino acids)
Source: RefSeq, a predicted model, not a curated record
GAAUGAGAUUCACAAAAUUUUCUCACUAUUCUGGCAGUCGGCCAUCACCAGCAUCUCUAUCCCUCUAUCCAAUAUCCAUGGCUUCCUCUGCCAAGCUCAUUUCCCUCCUCUUCUUUCUUGCUCUCUUAUCCUCUCUUCGCGCCCACGCCAGAGAGAGCAAAUUUUUCAGCAAAGCCACCGCCGCCGCCACCAAUGCCAAUGAGAGCACCGCCGCGGAAGUGAUCCCCAACAAAGAGCAAGAAGCUUUGAGCAAGCAAGGGCAAGAACCAAGCUUUAUCCCGGAUACCCAAAAUGGCUACGGCCUCUACGGCCAUGAGCCCGAACAGCUUCCUCCCACGACCGCCGCCGCCACCACCACCUCCACCAACAACAACAACGAGAACUACUACAACAAUGGCGCUAGCAACUACAAUACCCAGAAACAAGGGAUGAGCGACACGAGGUUUUUGGAGAAUGGGAAAUAUUUCUAUGACAUGAACAGCGAGAAGAACUAUAAUCCAAAUGGGUUUCAGAAAUCAAGAGGAGUAGUUGAUUACAGCAGCAGCAACAACAACUUCUACAAUGGCGGCGCCAACGGCUUCAAUACCCAGCAACACGGCUUGGCUGACACGCAGCUGAUGGGGGGAGGCUACACCGCCGCCGGAGCCGACGCCGCCACCAACAGGUACUAUAACACCCAGAAACAGGGGAUGAGUGACACGAGAUUUUUGGAGAACGGCAAGUACUACUACGACAUUAAUGGCGAGAAAACGAGAGCUGUUGAUGAGUACAAUAAGAAUAACAACUACAACUACCACAAUGGUGGCAACGGCUACAACUCUCAGCGACAACAACAAGACUUCACCAACAGCGACAUCUAUAACGCCGGCGGAGACCACUAUGGCGAGCCGCAGGGCAUGAGCGACACAAGAUUCAUGGAGAAUGGGAAGUACUAUUAUGACCCUAAUGGUGAGAGCUCAAGAGGGGUUGAAUAUUCCAACAGGAAGGGCUAUUAUGGGAACAAUGGGAAUACUUAUGAGUACCGCAACUCCAUGGAAGGGUACCAGAACCAGCAGGAGGAGUUCCAGGAGGGUGAAGAAGAAGAGUAUGUGCCCUGAGCUUCUGCGAUUAAUAUUCUAAGUGAUGUUCAAUGUUUUAUCGAUCAUAUGGUUUGAUAUAUAGGAUUAUUCUAAGUUGUUGUCCGAGUAUAGAUUAAUUUAAGGCUUGGAUUGUGUUUAAUUUGCUUGCAUGGUCUUCAUGCUUUGAAAAGGCGAAGUAUGAUGCUUGAGAAAUGGUUAAUUUUUCUACUUCAUUAA